AUGAUCACGACUCCAUUCAUCGCCCUCGUCCUUGCGCUGUCGGCGGUGGCAACCCCUUUGGUGACCAUACGCAGCACCCCAGUGACUCUUCCCUUGGCGAAACGACUCAACAUUACGAAAGGCGUGGACCUCGGCAAGCAGGCCAGAGCCAGAGCGAAGGGUUUGCGCGCUCUCGGAGAAGCCAAAGCCAGGGGGGCAAGUCACUUCGAAAUAGGGGCAAUUAUCAACGAGCCAGUCGUCAACCAAGCGGUAACAUAUACUGCUGUCGCCAGAAUUGGUAACCCAGCCACAACGUUCCCGAAUUUGUUGAUUGACACUGGAAGCUCUAAUACAUGGGUUGGCGCCACAACACCUUUCCGGAAUACCGCAACUACUCAGGAUACCGGAGAGUUGAUGCAAGUUACGUAUGGCUCAGGGUUUGUCUUGGGGGAAGAAGUGCUCGACAAGUUUGAUCUCGGCGGUGGUCUCGUCGUCCCUCAACAGUCUAUCGGAUCCGCCAUCUUCCAGUCAGGAUUUGACGGUCUAGAUGGUAUCCUUGGAAUUGGACCUGUAGGCCUAACAUCUGGUAAAUCUAGCACGACGCAGGGUGGCGGCCUUGUGCCCACAGUUACAGACAACCUCUUUUCGUCAGGGAUUAUCUCUGCCAACCAGAUUGGUAUCUCGUUUAACCCAACCACCACCGUCGUUUCACCAAACGGGGAGUUGACCUGGGGUGGAGUUGAUACUUCAAAAUUCACCGGUGGUCUCACGUUUGUCCCUGUCACGUCGACAUCUCCAGCUUCUUCCUUCUGGGGUAUCGAUCAAUCCGUGUCCAUUGGUAACAAUGUUAUAUUGCCAACAACCGCUGGAAUUCUCUCCUACAUAGGAACAACGCUCCUGUUAAUCGCGACUGAUGCUUUUGCUAGGUAUCAAGCGUCUACCGGUGGGGUCCCCGACGCCGCAACCGGCUUGUUGAGGAUAACACCUCAACAGUUUAUCAACCUACAAAACGUGGACUUUCACAUUGGCGGAACAACCUUUACACUGGUGCCGAAUGCGCAAAUCUGGCCUCGAGCUUUGAAUACCGCAAUUGGAGGAUCUAACUCCUUCGUAUACCUCAUUGUGGCGGACUUGGGAACACCUUCUGGAGAGGGCUUCGAUUUCGUCAAUGGAUUUGCGUUCCUAGAACGGUUCUACAGCGUGUUCGACACCACAAACCGACGUGUCGGCUUCGCUACUACGCCGAACACAGCGGCGCCGAUAAACUAA
This is a messenger RNA of Pleurotus ostreatus (oyster mushroom), 1248 nucleotides long. RefSeq lists its product as uncharacterized. The coding region runs from base 1 to 1248 and encodes 415 amino acids. Gene Ontology annotation, molecular function: aspartic-type endopeptidase activity. The record is from RefSeq and is a predicted model, not a curated record. Gene Ontology annotation, biological process: proteolysis. The transcript has 12 exons. NCBI's taxonomy places the organism in Eukaryota, Fungi, Basidiomycota, Agaricomycetes, Agaricales, Pleurotaceae.